This is a messenger RNA of Melampsora larici-populina 98AG31, 378 nucleotides long. RefSeq lists its product as uncharacterized. The record is from RefSeq and is a predicted model, not a curated record. The transcript has 2 exons. Bases 1 to 378 code for a protein of 125 amino acids. NCBI's taxonomy places the organism in Eukaryota, Fungi, Basidiomycota, Pucciniomycetes, Pucciniales, Melampsoraceae.
AUGACUUUACCUGACCUAACGAACGAUACCUUUGUACCUAAGCAAAAAAAACGCAAACGAGUUGUUGCAGAUUCAGCAACCCCUAUUCAAAGCACCUCCAAUCCCACACCAGCGACACAACCUGCAGGCUCUUCAGAUCCCACACCAACUCAGUUUCCAACCCGAUUUCAAGCCUUGUUCGACGAGAUGAAGCCCCUCGACGAAUCGGACCAAGACCUUCUCCUUGACCGAUUCUUUCGUCAGUGUAAGCUAGUUAAGGCACUCGACCAGAAAGGAAUGACAAGUAAUGAAGUACUUAACCCAUCACCUACGACUUCACCAAUCCGCCCGAACGAGCCGAUCAAAACAUCCCACCCCAAACAGGCGACUUCUUAUUGA